Durusdinium trenchii is the source of this 1365-nucleotide messenger RNA. Lineage: Eukaryota; Dinophyceae; Suessiales; Symbiodiniaceae. The record is from the annotation of a GenBank genome assembly.
AUGAAAGAGCAUGGCUGGCUGAUUCAGGGCUUGGAUCCACAUGGAAAUCAGGCGAAUGUCUCUGAAGUUCAUGAGGUGAGCAUCUUGCGGGACAAGGCUCCUGCACUUGUUGAGUCAUUGUUGGAAGCACGGCGCUCCAAUCAUGGCCUGGCCCUGACAGACAUCGUCACCAUGAUUGCCGCGUUGGAACGAUUGAUAUUUGAUGAAUCUUUGGCUUUGCUUCGUGCAGCUUAUGCCUUCAACGAUGUCAGCAUGUUUGGAGAAGUGGAGCAGAGCCGGGUGCACGAUGUGCUCACUUCUUACCUUUUGCUCUUUCAGCUGGGCAGCAAAGGAAAUUUGUCUGAUGCACGGUUGCACCGUGCUUUGAAGGCCAGGGUCUCUCGUAGGGAUGACUGGCCUACGGUUGUGGAUUUCCAGAAGGAUGCGGUGAUGAAUUUCAACUAUGCCAAGAAAGACACCUCCAACCCUUUUGUCGAGCCGCGGUACACUUUCGAGGACACUCUGGACAUUGUUGAAGAGCUUGCCCACGGCUAUGGCAAAUGGCAAAACAUGGAGUGUCAGCAGAUGAAGGCGGAUCUCAUGGACCUUGAUGCUGAUGGCGACGGUCGUAUUCCUCUUGGAAAGUUUUAUGGGCGAGUUGAUACGACCAAGUAUCAAUUCACAGAGUCAAUGCGGUACUUGCAAGAAGUUGGUGCGUUGGAUGAAACAGGUACGGAGAAGAAGGUUCGCAUUGCGAACUACUUGCAAGGCCCCUCGAAUUGCAUCGCUUCAUCAACCUACUACUCCGUUUGUUGCUUGAGCGAGUGCGAGGGUGUCUUGAAUGACUUGGAAGUGAAGAUCCAAGCACCAACAGCAGAGCCCAUGCAGCUGCUCCGACUUGUAGGCAACAUUUCUUCUUCCACAGUGGAUGCUCCUCGUCAAUUGCCCUUGGCAAUGUCGGAGAGGCUUCACAAGAUUGCAGCCCAAAAUGGAGGAGAGGUUCCUUUGCAUGGGCGUCUCUUCUCUGAAUGGCUGCAUUUUGCAUUCCCCAACGAGUGCCCAUAUCCACACAUGGUUGAAGAAGCAAAGACUCUUACACCCUCCCAUUGGAUGGACAAGAAGGUGGCCCUGGAGCCAGAGCGGCGAUAUGCACUUGCUUCUGCAGCUCUUGAAGAAAGUGAGUCAACUACAGUGGCUGACAUUGCUUGGGCUUCAGAAGAGGUGCUACAUGUUCAGGAGCCCCAGCUAAUCAAGAGCAACAUCUUCCGCACCAUGAUGCAGGUCGCAGUCUUGUUGACUGUGAUGCGUGCAGCUGCAAGCAACUGGAAGACACUCCGGUCGAUGGGGGCAGAUAGCAUGAAGAAGGACUACCAGCUCCCGCUCUGA